CGCGGGACUGUAGUCAUAGCAACCACAUCCGGAAAUACGCUUCACACAGCGCAUGCGCCGAGCUGGGAACCUCACACAUGGAGGACACCGUGCAGGAGAUGAGGAGCCGCGUGAUCCUGGGGGAGUACGGGACCCGCAACGUGCACAGCACAGACUUUCCUGGGAAUUACCCUGGAUAUGAUGACAGCUGGGAUCAGGGCAGGUUUGAGCAGAAUUUCCGGAUGGAGAUCAUGAGGUUCGAGGACGAUGUCCUAGAGUUUGACAUGGUCGGGAUUGAUGCUGCUUUGGCCAAUGCGUUCAGACGCAUCCUGCUGGCAGAGGUUCCAACUAUGGCUGUGGAGAAGGUCUAUGUGUACAAGAACACGUCCAUCAUCCAGGAUGAGAUCCUCGCCCACCGCCUGGGCCUCCUCCCCAUCCGCGCUGACCCCCGACUCUUUGAAUUUCGCAACUCAGGUGACGCGGAGGGCACAGAGAUCGACACCCUGCAGUUUGAGCUGAACGUCCGCUGCUCCCGGAACCCCCGCGCCUCUAAGGAUUCCUCCGACCCUAACGAGCUUUACUUAGAUCACAAAGUGUAUACUAGUCACAUGAAGUGGCUUCCACAAGGAAACCAGGCCGACCUGUUCCCAGAGAGCGAAGCUCCGCGAUCUGUGCACCCCGACAUCCUGAUCGCUCAGCUGCGCCCUGGCCAGGAGAUCCACGUGGUCAUGCAUUGUGUCAAAGGCAUUGGGAAGGAUCACGCCAAGUUCUCUCCGGUUGCCACAGCCAGUUACCGCCUCCUUCCGGAGAUCACGCUGCUGCGCCCCAUAGAGGGGGAACUGGCGGAAAGACUGCAGAGGUGCUUCUCCCCCGGGGUCAUCGCUUUAGACAACGUGAACGGUAAGAAGGUGGCGCGGGUGGAGAACGUGCGGCUGGACACGUGCAGCAGAGAGAUUUUUCGUCAUGAUGAUCUAAAGACCCUGGUUAAGAUGGGACGAGUGCGAGACCACUUCAUCUUUUCUAUAGAGUCGACAGGAAUUCUGGCCCCAGACACGCUGCUCAGAGAGGCCAUCAAGGUCCUGAUGGGGAAAUGUCGCCGCUUCCUGGACGAGCUGGACACUGCCAACAUGGACUGAGGGCCUGGACGCCCACAAAGAGACUUUCUCCAGGACACUUUUGGUUGGGGUGGGUGACGAGGCCAAGUGGUGGACGCUCACUUAUCUCUGUUAUAUUCUAAUCAUAGCGCAUAAAAGAAGUAACAGAAAAAAAUAUAUAUAUAAUAAAUGCAGACUCCUUGUCACUGCUCAUAAAGGCCUGGAUUCACUACUGAACCGGGGUCACCUCCAGAGCAGCACUCACUAUUCUGCUGUUACAUCGAUGUGGAAUACCCCCAAUGACUCGUAAUUUAGGCCGCAUGAAAGUGAUGACAGCAUUCCUGUCCAGCUCCUCACUUUCUCCUGACAGGAAGUUGUGUAGUCCUCUCAUUGUAAGUGUGGUGUUGUCCCAAUUCCUCCCUCUGCUGUCUCAGAAGGGGUGGCGGGAUCUUGUUUCAGCUCUAGCCCUGCCCCCUGAGUGAUGUCAUCACCUCUGACCAGCUCCUCCAGCUUACAUUACCAUCUCCCUGUCAGAUACAUAUUUAGACCUUGAGACAUGUCACAGGCAGAGGAGCAGACAGGGAAUGCCUACAGCAGGUGCUGCAACCACACUGACUGCAUUAGUCUGCAGUGUACUGAGAGAUGUUCUGCAGCUGCUCUAGAUAGGGAACUGACAGGAAUGCUGUGAGGGGAAUAGGUGGGGGAGGACUGUAAUGGAGAGCUGAGGGAAUUGAAGUGCUGAGAUACUUACAGGAUUAAGACUUCAAAACAAGUUUUACAACUGGGGCAGACAGGUAAGCACAUUAUGCUUCCGCAGCAUUUUUAUUUUUACCUAAUGUUGGAGUACACCUUUAAGUCAUGACAGGUUUUUAAAUGGUCACUACCCAUGUGAUCUGUAACACAUUUUAUAAAGCACUUGUUUUGCUAAGAAGGACUCCUUACACCAGCUGGAAAACCUAGUCAAUCGGUGUUCCUCCUACAUCCUUAUCAGCAACACAAUAUUGGGGACUUCUCCUCCCUGUUGACUGAUAGGGCCAACCUUACACACUUGGUAUUAGCACUGGUCAAACGUUUCCUCUGUUGUCUCACUUUCCAUCUUUGGGUGAUAUUUUAGGAUUGUUUUAUGCGUUUUGACACUGUUUCUGUAGCUCUGGAAAGUUAAAGGUUUACUGCCCCUCCUACUUUGUCAGGUCUCUGAAGCUAAGCAGCUAUCAGCUGGGCCUGUCCCUCCAUGGGAGACCUCACCUUGUCAUUGCUUUGCACCUUGUGGUCAUUAUUCCUGCAGCUAUACGUAUCCUCUACUAUAUUACUUGGGUAAACUUUUGUUUUUUUAGGCCUUUUACUAUUACUACAGCUUCAUCUCAUUCUGAUUCAGCACCUAAGAGGCUCCUGACGAGAGACAU
This is a messenger RNA of Hyla sarda, 2476 nucleotides long. RefSeq names its product RNA polymerase I and III subunit C (gene POLR1C). Bases 78 to 1115 code for a protein of 345 amino acids. The transcript is spliced from 9 exons. The record is from RefSeq and is a predicted model, not a curated record. Gene Ontology annotation, cellular component: RNA polymerase III complex; RNA polymerase I complex. NCBI's taxonomy places the organism in Eukaryota, Metazoa, Chordata, Amphibia, Anura, Hylidae. Gene Ontology annotation, biological process: DNA-templated transcription. Gene Ontology annotation, molecular function: protein dimerization activity; DNA binding.